AUGAAGGGUGUCGUCGAUAUUCGGCUAGUCGUCGCCGGCCUAGCGACGGCGUGUUCACAACAGAUCCACAACCAACUAGCGGGCGCUAAGGUGGCGAGCACGGAGUCAAAGUACCUGCUGUUUUUGGAUGACGACAUUCAGUGCCAUCCAGGGACAUUGGGGUCGUUGGUGAAGGCUAUGGAGACGCGACCAGAUGUAUUUUGCUGCACAGGUUACUCUUUUGACAUCCCAUCGACGCCAAGCAUCUCCGCGUAUGCCGCGAUGGCGUACCGUCUGCCUCUGCUCAUCGGUAUGUCGUCCGGCGGCCCGGCGUUCUUCGUGUGGGGCGGCUGCAUCAUGCUACGGCUUGCGGAUCUGCGCGCGGAUCGCAACGGCAUGGCGAGCGCGCUGCAGCGCAACGGCUACAGCAACGAUCUGAUUCUCACGUCCGUGGCGGGAGUGCACGGAUGCAAGGUGUGGUGCCCUCCCACCGCCAUUUUCCCCGGGAGAAUGUCCGGCGCGUGGACCUUCCGCCGGUACUGGAACUACGUGCGGCGACAGAUAUUCGCCUUGACCACCUACUGCUCCUCGUACGCCUACCGCACCAACCACGUCGGCUGGUUCUUCUACACGUACGCUUCGCUCGCCGUCACCAUCCCCCUCAUCCCCUCGCUCAUCCACCUCGUCCUCUUCAUCCUCUCCCUCGCCCGGUCCGUCCUCCUCUCCUCCCGACCGUUAUUGUUACAAUCGGGCGUCACCGACGUCGCAACCAUCGCGGCGCUUGCGUCGAGCGGGCUGGUGGGCGGCGGGCGGCCGGUGGUGGUGGACGGGAGGACGCUGUGGUGGGAGUGGAUGGUGUCGCGCUCGUUCUGCGCCACUGGCCUCGCGUUCUCCCUCUUCCACUUGGCGAGCAUCGGCAUCUCGGCUCUCUUGGGCACGCGCCUGUUCCACGCCGUCAUCACUCUCUGCAACCUGCUCUCGCCGGAAAAGCCGCAGAUCCGGUUAAGCAAUCUCAGCCUCUCGCUCGGCGUGCUGGGAAUGCUGAUGAACCUGGCGCUGUUGCCUGUCAUCGCAGUGUACACGUACCUACAGCCCGCCAUCACGUGGGCUGGCAUCAAGUAUGUGCGAAGAUCAGGCCUUGUCGCCAAAGUUCGCCAUCCGACGCCGCAGUCCGAAGCUCUGCCGAUAGAGUCGCGAGUGUCGCAGAAGGUGCUGGACCUGGAGAUUGCGGGCGGCGGGCUGAUCGGAGACGAGUUUGACGGCGGAUGCUGGAGCGCGCCGUACGAGAAGCGCGAUUGGCUGGUGGAAGCGUUGGCGCGGGUGCCGUGGAGCAAGGGUUGGGCGGAGAACAUGGAGAUGUUGUGCAAGUCGCUGCCGGCCAUUCGCACGGCACGAAGCGUGAGCCCUAAAUUGAAAAAUCUCGUGCUGCACUGGGCCGUCGCCGCGGGCGGCAAGAGCCUUUCUCUCGCCAUGCAGGUGGGCGGCGCGGCGGCCGGCGGGUGGGUGGCGGUGGCGUGGUCGCCGGACGGCAGCAUGCCCGGCUCCGACGCCGUGAUCGGCGGGCUGCCGGGCGGCGCGGUGAAGGCGUACGCCAUUAACGGGUACAGCGAGGCGGACGUGCGCCCCACCCCCCGAUUCUCCAUCGGCGCCGCCUCCUCCGCCAAUGGCGGCUCCCUUAUCAAGUUUUCGCGGUCGUCUGGCGACGGCGCAGUGCCGGUGAGCAUGGCGGGCAGCAACAGCAUCAUCUGGGCCUUCUCCAGCGAUCAGUCGCCAGCCCUCGCCAGCCACGGGGGCAACUACGGCCAGGCAGAUGUGGACUUCAGCUGCACGGGCUCUACUGGAGGCGCUGGUUCUGGUUCUGGGGGGGGUGCUGCCAUGGCUCAACAAAGGAUGGCGGUGUUGUGGGCCCAAUUCAAGCAAUGGCUGAAAUCGAAUGCUGGUAAGCGUGGCAACGGGUUGAAGCAGACCCGCAUGGGAACCAGAAACCAUGGAGUCAGGUCCAAGGAGGGUGUGCAAACUGCUCUAGCAGGGCACAUGGGCACACGUGUGCGGCAGGCAAGAUAUGGCCAGAGACAGAGAGCCAAUGGGUCCCAGGGAGUCAAUGCGGUCAACAGGGUGAAUGGCAGAGGCACUGCUGGGUCGAAGGAGGUGCAGAGGACACAUGCAAAACAUAACCAGCAGAUGGGGGCAGCGGCGGCCAUAUCAAGGCACGGCGCGGUGGAGGGGGCGAGGCUGGUGGGGGCGAGUGCGGGUGCGCUGGCAGCCACGCUCACGGCGUGCGGGGUGGACGCCACCGCUGCUGCGCGCGCCGCCUUCGACCUCUCCCUCGCCAACGGCGUCUGGGAUCGCCCUGCAGGGCUGGCAGGUGUGUGGGGUCGGCUGGUGGGCGAGUGGUUGGACCUCAUGCUCCCUGCGGAUGCUCACACCCGCUGUAGUCACCGCCUCUCCCUCCACAUUGUCACACUGCCCUCCAUUCGCCAUCGCGCGCCAUGGUUCGAGAGGCAGGUGGUGUCGCAGUUCCCAUCGCGGGCGGACCUGAUAGCGUGCUGCCUGGCGUCCGUGCACAUUCCCUUGUUCAUGGACGGCCGCCCCUGGACGCUCUACCGCGGCCGCCGAUGCGUUGACGGCUCCAUUCUUGCCAUGCCGUACGUGCCAUGCCAUGCCAUGCUGCUGUGUGCACUCUGCAGUGCCGUGUGUAACGUGGAUCACAUGCAUGCAUCGCUCCUUGGCUUUGCAUACCCACUCUUGGCCUGUGCGCCUCUUCAUUCUUUGCCUUCCCCCAACCUGUGCUCCUUGCUCCUUCCCAUCCACCUCCUUCACUCCUCACGUUACCAUGUCCCAUCUCUCCUCCAUCCCCGAUUCGCCCCACCCUUCCUCCCCACCCUCUUUCCCCCUUCCUAUUCUUCUCUGUGUGUGUAG
Closterium sp. Yama58-4 is the source of this 2898-nucleotide messenger RNA. The record is from the annotation of a GenBank genome assembly. NCBI's taxonomy places the organism in Eukaryota, Viridiplantae, Streptophyta, Zygnematophyceae, Desmidiales, Closteriaceae.